Bufo gargarizans (Asiatic toad) is the source of this 3368-nucleotide messenger RNA. RefSeq names its product protein tyrosine phosphatase 4A2 (gene PTP4A2). The transcript has 6 exons. Gene Ontology annotation, cellular component: nucleus. Lineage: Eukaryota; Metazoa; Chordata; Amphibia; Anura; Bufonidae. Gene Ontology annotation, biological process: protein dephosphorylation. Bases 661 to 1158 code for a protein of 165 amino acids. The record is from RefSeq and is a predicted model, not a curated record. Gene Ontology annotation, molecular function: protein tyrosine phosphatase activity.
GGUGGGCGGAGUGAGAUACUGCGUUGUGUCAGAGGUGUCAUAGCGGCCGGAACAUUCAGAAGAGGAGUGGGAGAUUGGAGCUUGUAUCGUGCUGACUCUGAUAGCCGGACUUCAAUGAACAGUUCGCCUGAUUACUCUUGGAAUAUAUGUCCAACAUUUAUGGCGAUUCGGCGUGUAUGGACAGAAUACUGCCAGGCUCAGCACAGCGUUGGUGCAGACAAGUGAGCAGAGAGGCUUCUCCACUGACAUCGUAGGCCCCCACCUCCUAGUCGGCUUCAGAAAAGCAUAUGGGAGUUCUUAUUUAUUGUCCCACCUCAAAGCUGAAUAUUUUUCACUACUUCAGUUUUCCUUUUGUGAAGGGGAAAUAGUCACCUUUCAUGAGUGCCUCACUGUAGUAGAGACCUUUUUGGUUGCAAUAUAUAUCCAUUUCCCUCCUAGAAGUAAUGUGAGAGGUUUCUUCUGGAUGCUCUUGUGCAUCCCAAAACUACUUAUCUGCAAGAAAUAAACAUCUCUCAUUUGGAACUUUGCAAUAAAUAUACCUUUUUCACCUGCAAAUAUAUAUAUUUUUUUCUUUAUAGAAUUUUUUUAAUAUUUUGCUGUGAAUUUUUUCAGAUUUUUUUUUUUUCUUAAAUAAACCUUAUUUUUUUUAAACUUAUCACAAUGAACCGUCCAGCUCCAGUGGAAAUAUCAUACGAGUGUAUGCGUUUUCUAAUCACCCAUAAUCCAACUAAUGCCACGCUCAACAAGUUUACAGAGGAGCUGAAGAAAUAUGGUGUCACCACUCUAGUGAGAGUUUGUGAAGCCACAUAUGACAAGGCUCCGGUAGAGAAGGAAGGCAUACAAGUCCUAGACUGGCCGUUUGAUGAUGGAGCACCACCUCCUACACAAAUAGUGGAUGAUUGGCUGACUCUCUUAAAAAACAAAUUUCGUGAAGAACCCGGUUGCUGCAUUGCAGUACACUGCGUGGCAGGACUGGGCAGGGCCCCUGUGCUGGUUGCUCUAGCACUGAUUGAAUGCGGGAUGAAGUACGAGGAUGCUGUGCAGUUUAUCAGGCAGAAACGAAGAGGAGCAUUUAACUCCAAACAGCUGCUUUAUCUGGAGAAGUACAGAUCCAAGAUGCGCUUGCGAGUCAAGGAUGCCAAUUGCUGUAUGCAAUAAAGUUGAAUGGAAACGACCACGCCGAGCAGACUCUUGGGCAAUGGAUCAAGUUGAAAACCGUGAUCAAGAUCAGUAGACUGGUUUCGCCUCCGUCCCCACCAAAUACAGAAAUACAAUAAGUGCCACAAUAGGCAACAAAAUCAAAGCAGGUUUCUGUACAUUUUCUCCUCAAGCUUCAUAUUACAAGAUAGGCAGGGGAAAGAAUAUAGGUCCAUGUGCAAUUAACCUUUUAAUGUGAUAAUGUAACAGGGGAGAACUACCAAUUUCAGCUGCCUCAAUGUAUCUAGGCCAGGGAUCAGCAACCUUCGGCACUUCAGCUGCUGUGAAACUACAACUCCCAGCAUGCAAACAUGCUCGGCUGUUAUUCUAACUCCCAUAGAAGUGAAUGAAGCACUCUGGGAGUUGUAGUUUUUGAACCGCUGGAGUGCCAGAGGUUGCCGAUCCCCGAUCUAGGCUGAAGUAUUAAACAUUAAGGCAGCACAAACUUGUAUUUUAAGGACAGGACACAGAGCACAUAGAGAAACACCUGUAUUUUGGCUAAGCAGGAGGAUACUGGGGAAGUUGACUGGACCAAAUGAAUGUGAGGCUGGCUUCUUUUCUUUGAAAAUCUUUAGCUCAGGUGUCGGUGGACGAGCUGUAUAUUUCUCGGUCAUUUGUUUUUAAGCAAAAAGACUAGUUUGUCUGCUCUGCCUACAGCAAGGGAUGCAGGCGAUAAACGGGAGUACUGCUCAGGGCCCUUUAACUUUUGUCUGCUGCCACCAUGGCUCUAAUAAUGCUUGGUUUUAACACUGCCUCUAGCCUUAAGCCAAAUCCUUUGCUAUAUGUGUUUUCUAUGGGAGCUAAUAGUCCAAAUAACAUCUAAAAUCAGUCUUGGAAUCUCCCCCUCUCCCACAACAGUCUUACAGUCAAAAUGCCAUUGCUUAAAAGCUGAUGCCAAACCAUGAAUGCAUUUUGGGAAUCUUAGAACCGCAGCCACAUUUUGCACUGUAUCCAAGCCGAUGCUUUAGACUUGGCCAGCAAGUUUAUGUGCAUAUUUUUAUAUAUCAAGCCUGUCCGUUUUCUCUCCCUCCACCUGCAUUCCCCCUGCAUUUGUGCAAUUUCUAGCUGAAGUCUAAUAUAUCAAAUUUGUAAACCCCCCCCCCCCCCCUUGGAAGGUGAACAGUCUAGUUUGGGGCAACAGAGCUUUUUAUUAUCAUUUCUAGUCACAUUCAAAUCGCAAAGAAGGUAAAACUGCACAAGAGAAUUCAGGGGGUUAUCCAGGAUUAUUAUAUCGAUGUCCUGUCCUCAGGAUAGAACAUCAAUAGGAGAUCGGCAGGGUUCCAACUCCUGGAACUAGCACGAUUAGCUGUUGGAGGAAGCCAUGGCGCUCACUGGUGAGCACUUUGGGCUUCUCACAGCGCCGUACAAUGUAUAGUGGUUGUGCUUGGUAUUGCAGCUCUCCCCCAUUCACAUGAUUGGCGCUAAGCUGCACCUAGGCCGUGUGACUGAUGUAUGUGGUGCCACAUGGCCGAGGAAGAGCCCCAAGUGCUCUGGAGUGGUAUGGGGUCCGGGUGUCGGACCAUUGCCAAUCUGAUAUUGAUGACCUACCCUGAGGAUAGGACAUCAAUAUGAAAUUCUCAGAUAACCCAUUUUGGUUAAUAUUGGAAAGCUGCUUUAUUGUAUUCCAAGUCAGGAACACAAUCCUGUAGUUCAGCCUGAAUUGUCGGGGCUGCUAUGUACAUUAAACAAUGCAGAAUUCAUGUGCCUCAGUCUCCUAACCCCAGUUCCUUGACGAAUACAAGAUUGUAUCAUAUGUGCAAAUACAUGAGUUUUAAUGAUUCAGUGAUUAAUUUCACAGUUUUAAAACCUUAUGGACUUGAAAGAAAAUAUAUUGCUGCUCAAAACAUUCAUGUGGUCUGGUCCUACGCUGGCUGCAUGUUUUAUACAAUAACUAUGCCCAAUAUGAAUUAUAACUACUCCUCUCCCUUGUACUUCAGACAGUAGGAAAUGUUGUGCCUAAAUCUCCCUUUCUUCCCACUGGUGAGGCAAUAUGUCAUGCAGGGGUCAAUUAACAAUUGUAUGUCAAAUGUAACUUUGUACACCCUGUUUCCUGUUUCAAAGAUAGUGGCUGAAGGAGGUGCCGAGACAGAGGUGAUCUAAGUGUAAAUCAUUAAGUGCAAGAAAUUUCCUUGAUCUCAUGAAAUGUCAAAUAAAAUAUUUUACACAUUCUA